Molecule: messenger RNA, 1062 nt
Organism: Diachasma alloeum
Lineage: Eukaryota; Metazoa; Arthropoda; Insecta; Hymenoptera; Braconidae
Exons: 1
Coding region: 1-1062 (353 amino acids)
Biological process (GO): DNA integration
Molecular function (GO): nucleic acid binding
Source: RefSeq, a predicted model, not a curated record
AUGGGCCAACUGCCUGCAGUGAGAAUAUCACCUUCACGAGCAUUUCUCCAUACGGGGGUGGACUAUGCCGGCCCAUUCCCCAUUCUCAAAUGGCGACCCACAAAUGCCCAACCAACUAGCGUUCAUAUUGCAGUAUUUGUGUGUUUCAGUACAUCAGCAGUCCAUUUAGAGCUCGUUUCCAGGCAGACAACAGACGCAUUCAUCGGAGCCUACAAGAGAUUCACCGGACGGAGAGGCAUCCCCGAGGUUAUGUACAGUGACAACGCAACCACGUUCGUUGGCGCCUCAACAGUCCUCAACAAGCUGUACAACCAGCCAACCAGAGAGAAUCAACAGAUCCAGGCUGCUCUCGCCACCAACGGGACUCAAUGGAGCUUUUCACCACCGACAGCUCCCUAUUUCGGUGGCAAAUGGGAGGCAGCGGUCAAAUCAACGAAAUAUCAUCUUAAAAGAGUACUUGGGUCGACGACAUUCACCUACGAGGAACUCAAUAGCAUUCUGAUCCAGAUAAAGGCCUGCCUGAACGCCAGGCCAAUCACACCCAUGUCAGAUGACCCAGAAGACCUCCAAGCACUCACCCCAGGUCACUUCCUAAUCGGUGAGCCUCUACAGGUGAUUCCAGAGCCAUCAAUCAUCAAUGAGAACCCCAGCAAGCUGCAGAGAUGGAAUCUGAUCACCCAAAAAAUACAGCAGUUCUGGUCCAGGUGGUCCAGAGAGUGUCUUCAAAGAUACCAAGCUAUCUACAAGUGGAAUCAACGACGAGAGAACAUCAAAGUUGGAGAGAUGGUCCUGAUGGUCGACGAGGAUUAUCUACCAGCAAAAUGGCCACUCGGUAGAGCAGUGGCAGUUCACCCAGGAGAAGAUGGCCUCGCAAGAGUUGCAACCAUCAAAACAUCACGAGCGGUAGUACCAACUCGACCAGACGGUACCCCCAACCUCGACAGAAUCACCAGUACCAGCAUGACAUUUAUCAGACCCAUCACCAAGCUCUGUCUUUUACCGACAGAUCCUCCACCAGCAGAACAUCCCCCAGAAGACGAUCCCGAGCCAGUCAACGAGUAA